AUGUGGAACCUGUUCUCGCCUGCCUUCACCUGGCCCUAUAAGUACAAAGUCUCCCCUAAUCUUCAAAUGCAGCCGCUUGGGCGAGCCUCUCCUUCCAUCGUCGCGCAAUUCUGGGGCUUCGUGCACAGAAAUCUACUUCUUUCUUUCUCUGAACAUUACUGUCGCUGGUACAAUAUCCCGUUCAGUGGCCAAAUCGCGCAACUGCCUUUCGGACUCCUCCUGAAGUGGUCAGAUGGAACACGCCUAGAAGAAGUCCUCGCUAUGGAAGCCGUUCGUAAGGCCGGCAUGCCUGUGCCUAGGGUCAUUUGCUAUGGCGAACAAUCUGAUACGCCACAUGCACCGGUAUCCAUACUCAUGACUCGUCUACCAGGACGUCAAUUGGGGCAGGUAUACGAGAGUCUCACUCCUGCGGAGAGAAAUACCGUCCUGUUCGAGCUAGAGGCCUACCUCUCUUCGAUGCGAAAAUGGGAUAGUCCAUGGGGCGAGAAUCGGAUAUGUUCAUCAUCAGGAACUCAUAUCAGAAGUGUUCGCGUACCCUUUACAAAGAUGGGCCCUUUCGACUCGGAGCAGCAGAUGAAUGACUACUUGCUCUACCCCGGCGGACAUGACAUGUACGAAGACGAGGAAAGAUUCCCGAAGCUCAAGAGCGCAACCGACAAGCUCUUCAACGACAGACACGAAAUUGUCUACACCCACGGCGAUUUCAAGCAUCACAACAUUCUCGUUCACAAUGGACAUGUCUCGGGACUGCUCGAUUGGGAAUCUGCCGGUUGGUACCCCGAAUACUGGGAGUUUACCACUGCUCUCCGACUCGUCCCCGAGAGCUCUUGGUGGUACGACUUUGUUGUCAAGCUUGGAGGUCAUAGAUACCUGGUUUACCGUGAGGCUGAACGCGCACUUUUCAAUCUCACCAGUGGAUAUACUAUCGGGUGGUAG
Aureobasidium namibiae CBS 147.97 is the source of this 936-nucleotide messenger RNA. RefSeq names its product APH-domain-containing protein. Bases 1 to 936 code for a protein of 311 amino acids. The record is from RefSeq and is a predicted model, not a curated record. Lineage: Eukaryota; Fungi; Ascomycota; Dothideomycetes; Dothideales; Saccotheciaceae. The transcript has a single exon.